AUGCCUCUGUGUAGUAUUUGCCUCAGCAUCAACUUCAGUACUAUCCUACGGCCAGAUAUAAAAGGCUACCCCGAGCCCGCUGGUGGAUGGCCUACGAACUUUGAACUCUACUACUACAAUGCGAGAGAUUGGAGGGAUAAUGAUUCUGAGAAGCUUCUUGUGCCUCAUCAGGAAAGCCUUGAGAAUCUCGAAGCUAGUGCAAGGUCCUGUGAGCUGUGCCGGUUGAUUGAGCGCUGCGUGUCAGAAACCGUCGCCAAAAUCAAGGCAUCGAACGACCUAGGCUUCCCACAUAUCCCUGAAUCGAAUUACACGUUCUGGCUGUCAGGCAGGAAGGAAGCGGAUGGAUUUCAGAUCAUCGGCUGCCACAAUGAACUAAGACACCAGUACCGUAUCAUGGGUGGCGCUGGAGUCUGCGUCAGGAAAGAUAGCCCACUAGCAUGUGUUGUCAAGGGACGACGAGUUUCUCCAGACCCUAUGUUUUCUUCCAUGUUGGCCGACAUUCCCAAUUUGAUAGAAGAUUGCAAAUACAAACACGGGCAUGUUGAACAUGAGAAGGGGGAGGCUCCAACUAGGAUACUGAGAAUCAAAGACAAUGGUCAGACAAUUACGCUUAGUGAGGGAAACAUGAAUAUCGAAGGCAGGUAUGCAGCCCUGAGCCACUGUUGGGGAGACGGCCCUCAAAUCACACUUAAUACUGGCUCCGUCACGGAGCUGAAAAAGGGGAUAAAUAUAGCUGACCUCCCCAAGACAUUCCAAGAUGCCGUCUGGGUCGUCAACCAGCUUGGGAUAUCACAUCUUUGGAUUGAUAGCUUAUGCAUAUUCCAGGAUGACCCGAGUGACUGGGCAUAUGAGUCGGCGCGAAUGGCCAAAGUAUACGGAAAUUCUACCAUCACAAUAGCAGCAAGCCGAGCAGCGAACAGUUCUGAGGGUUUCCUGGAGAAGCAUAUUCAGCGGAACUAUAUCGCCGCUCCGUUCCGCUAUGGUCAAGUUUCUGGGGAAAUUUUGAUCUUCCCCCUCCAUGUUAGAAAUGUAGGAGAUACAUCACGCUAUGCUCGCCUUGAAGAUGAACCCCUGACAAAUCGAGGAUGGGUAAUGCAGGAGCGCUACCUCUCUCCUCGUAUAAUCCAUUUCGAUAGCUCCCAGGUGUGCUUCGAGUGCAAAAGGGCAUUCAUUACUGAAGAUGGAUGCUCAGCAAGUCCAUCGCGCCUUAAUUGGCAAUACAAGUUACCAACUCCCAAUUCCUGGGAGACAGAUUGGAAGCAAGUCGUCCGUUUAUAUUCUCAGCGCAAGCUGACAAUGAAAACCGACAAGCUUCCCGCAAUAGCAGGCAUUGCAGAAUACUUCUCAAAUAUAGCAGCAACCGCAUCAAUCGAUAGUCACUACCUGGCUGGUUUAUGGCGAAACAACAUCAUCUUCGGCCUUUGCUGGCAAAUCGACCCUCGGAAGGGUUUCCAAAGGCGAGAAGGCCAGUAUCGAGCGCCCACGUGGUCUUGGGCUUCAUUGGAUUCUGCGAUAUGGUUUCCCUCCGUGAAGUAUCCUCUGGCGACUUUCCAGAAUGCGCAUGUGACCCUUGACUCACAUGAAAGCCCCUUUGGCAAAGUAACUGGCGGCUGGAUCCGGUUACGGGCGAGAAAGUAUCUCUUAUUGAACAAAGCCGGCAACAACACGAACUUUACAGUUUCAUUCCAUGCGGAGGGGCCGAACUUUGAUAUCUCUGUUUUCUGGGAAGAUCAGGAGGUAUACAGCUCACCCACUAUCACCGAUUUAGUAGAGAAUGGUCCAUACGAGACGCCUUUUAUGACAAUCCCGCUGGCCUGCCGUGAAUCUGGCGCUGACUCUGAUGCAGACGAGGUCGAAAUUGUCUUUAUUGUGGUAAAGGCGGUGGAGAAUGGCCUGCCCUCAUGUGGUGGAGUUCAGCCCUUUCAGAGAGUUGGGAGCACAACUUUGAAUUUGCGUAAGACAGACAGAGACAGCCUUGAGAGUUUAGGAUUAUAUUAUUGGAUGAAUGGAUACGCCAAGUGUUUAAAUGAUGAGCUAGGAGAUGUAAUACUUAUCUGA
Fusarium oxysporum Fo47 is the source of this 2058-nucleotide messenger RNA. RefSeq names its product heterokaryon incompatibility protein-domain-containing protein. The record is from RefSeq and is a predicted model, not a curated record. The transcript is spliced from 2 exons. NCBI's taxonomy places the organism in Eukaryota, Fungi, Ascomycota, Sordariomycetes, Hypocreales, Nectriaceae. The coding region runs from base 1 to 2058 and encodes 685 amino acids.